GAUGUGCUGCAGACGUGCAGUCAACAUUUUCCACUUCAUUUUUUCACUCUCCGAUUAUUUUCUUUGAAACGUCUGAUUUUAAAAGUUACUGGCAAACUCAGAUUACCAUUCCUGUAUUUUGGAUUUCCUGCCUCUUUGAGUCAUGUCAAGCCGUUCCUCUGUUCCUGCACAGCCUUCCGAAUGGCGAAGCACGCUUCCAGGAAUGGUGAUCUUCUGCAACAUAUUCUGGCUAGUGGGGAGAUGAGCGAUGUACAGUUCGCCGUCGGACGUAAGCAUGGUCCAGUGCAGAUCUUCUCUGCGCACAAGUUUGUACUCUCGCUGACCAGUGAUGUCUUCUACACCAUGUUCAAUGGAGGUCUGGCUGAAAGCGGUGACAGCCCGAUCAGUAUCCCGGAGAUCCUGCCCGACGCAUUCGCUAACAUGCUCAAAUUUCUGUACACGCGUUCACUGAAUGGAGAAUUAACAGAGGACAACGUCUUCCAGACGAUGUACUGUGCUGACAAGUACAAUCUGCCGUUGCUGCUGGAACUGUGCCUCAAGUUCGUCAACACCCACCUGAAGGCCGACAACUGUCUCAUGUUCCUGGAGAAGGCUAAACACUCGAUGCUGGAAUGCACGGCUGGUUUUGUGGACAACUGCUUGGUGUUCAUCGACGCACAUGGCUCCGCUGUUUUGCAGUCGGAGCAGUUCAGCGCUGUCGGACGAGAUAUCUUGGAGAUGGUUGUGCAGCGCAGUACGUUGUCUGCCGACGAAAAUAUCGUCUACACGGCCGUGGAGAAGUGGUCGGUAAACGCUUGUGUCCGGGAUAAUCUAGAGCCUUCGCCAACCAGCCGUCGUGAAAUGUUGGGACCGGCGCUGUUUCUUGUCCGCUUUCCUUUGCUGAGCGACGCGCAACUGGCCAAUGGACCGGUCAAAAGUGGUCUGCUGUUGGACUCCGAACUGCGGGAGAUUUACCGGUUUAAGCAUUCCGACACAAAACCAUCACUCCCCUUCCCGACGGAGUUUCGAAAAGGCUCCAUUCGGCGAACGGAAAGCUGCCCCACGGAACUGCGUUUCCAAGUGUUCGCGGACUUUGAUGGUACUGGAGCGUACUGGCAUCUUGGAAAGGUCGUGAAGAUGGCGGACGAUGGAGAGGAUUGCUUGGUUGUGCAGAAUGAGCCAACAGACCCCAAAAGGUGGAUUGCCGUAAGCCGGCUGGUCUGGGCUUCUGAUAUUCUGAAGAACGGGCAAAAGAUCAUGUGCUUGGAUAGGGAGGUCUCGUAUGUGGCUUGUCAAGGGUGCGCUGAACACAUUGUUGACUACGGGAACCGCAAUUACAUGCCACGUCCAUUUUACUACCUGGGCAUGAGUCGUGCCCAGAUGGCGGCCUGGAAAGCGUCCAUGGCCCAGUAGUUGCGUGCAGGCAGAGUAGUAGUUCAGUUUUUUUGCGCUCUUCCGAGCGCCUUUUCU
Paramacrobiotus metropolitanus is the source of this 1449-nucleotide messenger RNA. RefSeq names its product BTB/POZ domain-containing protein 6-B-like. Gene Ontology annotation, biological process: neurogenesis. Gene Ontology annotation, molecular function: protein binding. The transcript has 7 exons. The record is from RefSeq and is a predicted model, not a curated record. Gene Ontology annotation, cellular component: cytosol. Bases 181 to 1392 code for a protein of 403 amino acids. NCBI's taxonomy places the organism in Eukaryota, Metazoa, Tardigrada, Eutardigrada, Parachela, Macrobiotidae.